Messenger RNA from Oncorhynchus mykiss (rainbow trout), 3844 nucleotides. NCBI's taxonomy places the organism in Eukaryota, Metazoa, Chordata, Actinopteri, Salmoniformes, Salmonidae. The record is from RefSeq and is a predicted model, not a curated record.
CUCUCUCUCCAUCUCUGUUGCCGUAGCGAUCUCCUCUCUCUCCCUCAGACCGAGCAGCAUAACACACGGACGGAUAGACCUGGCCUUUAUCACUAUAAAGAUGGAUCCACCGUGGAAUAUCCAGAGGUACUACUAUCACCACAACAACCAGGCAACACAGACAAUGAGUUUCCAUUCCUGAGGUGAAUCCGUCCAGAGUUACUGCGGUCCUGAGGUGUAUCCGUCCAGAGUUACUGCAGUCCUGAGGUGAAUCCGUCCAGAGUUACUGCGGUCCUGAGGUGAAUCCGUCCAGAGUUACUGCAGUCCUGAGGUGAAUCCGUCCAGAGUUACUGCGGUCCUGAGGUGUAUCCGUCCAGAGUUACUGCGGUCCUGAGGUGAAUCCGUCCAGAGUUACUGCGGUCCUGAGGUGAAUCCGUCCAGAGUUACUGCAGUCCUGAGGUGAACCCGUCCAGAUUUACUGCAGUCCCUCCUUUAGCUGCAGUAAAAGGGGUGUGUCUGUUUGUCUGGCCCCUCCCCCUGACUGCAGAAAGGGGUGUGUCUGUGCGCCGGUGUACAGAAAGGGGUGUGGACUGGCCUGAUGGAGGCGGGACAUCCGUCACCUGACAGCAGUAAUGAGGAGUGUACAGUACUGGAGAAUCUAUCGGGACUGGCCUGUCACACACACACUGGCAAGGUGACGGAGCUGUACUGUUCAGGGUGUGAGGUGUGUGUGUGUGAGGUGUGUGCGUUGGGGGAGCAUGCAGACCACCCCACGGGACCGUUAUUAGCAGCUCUGGGGACACACAGAGACGGCCUGCAGGAGAGACUGACUGCUGCACAGAACAGACUGCCUCAGAUCUCGGAGGCCCUGGUGUCUCUGAGAGAGAUCCUACAGCAGCUGACCAAUCAGAGAGCUUUGAUCGAGGAGGACAUCCACGUCAGCUUCGAAGAGCUCCACAAGACCCUGGACGUCAGGAAGAGUGUCCUACUGAUGGAGCUAGAGGUCACCUACGGACUGAAACAGAAGGUCUUGCAGGCCCAGCUGGACACCUUACUCCAUGGCCAGGGGGGUAUCGUUGACACAUGUACCCAGACAGAGAAGGCCCUGAGCGUGGAGGCCCGCGCCGCGAGCCUGCAGGCUGAGAGAGGCCUUGGGGAGAGGCUGAGGGAUCUGGCCAGCCAAGGACUACCGUUCCAGGCUGAGGAGAACGAUCAGCUGGAUUUACUGAUGGAGACAGAGGGGCUGAGAAAGUCUAUCCACAAACUGGGGACUAUCAUCACUACCAGCGCGGUGGCGAGCCAGAGUGAGGCGUCGGGUGUGGGACUGGAGCAGUGCAUCGUGGGUCUCCCAGCCUGCGUAACCAUAAUGACCAGAGACAAGGCCGGCGGACCAUGCAGGAGCGGCAAUGCCAUCCUGUCUGCUGAGGUGUGUACUCCAGAUGGCAGCGUGGCGGACGGAGAGAUACUCGACUAUAAGAACGGAACAUAUGAUUUUGUUUACACUGUAAACAAGGAAGGAGAGUUUUCAUUGGCUCUCCGGCUCUAUGACCAACACAUCAAAGGAAGUCCCUUCAGACUCAGAGUUACCAGGUCCCCUGACCCUGAGGAGUCUCCUCCCACCACCACCGCCACCUCUCUGACGGCCACCGCCACCCCGUCUACAGGCUCCUCUGAGGGGGCUAAGCGGAGAGGAAAGUCCCCUGGGAGUAAGAAGAAGGGGUCCAGGAGGACAGGCAGUGCCCUGGGAACACCCAGACGCAAAGAGAAUCCCAUCGAAGAUGAUCUUAUCUUCAGGAUCGGUACUAAGGGGAGAAAUAAAGGAGAGUUUACUAACCUGCAGGGUGUAUCGGCGUCCUCCAAUGGCAGGAUUCUAAUAGCAGACAGCAAUAACCAGUGUGUCCAGAUCUUCUCUAAUGAGGGGGAAUUUAACAGUCGUUUUGGGGUGAGGGGUCGGUCGCCAGGUCAACUCCAACGACCAACGGGUGUGGCUGUUCACCCCAACGGUGACAUCAUCAUCGCCGACUACGACAACAAGUGGGUCAGCAUCUUCUCCAGCGAGGGCAAAUACAAGGCCAAGCUGGGCUCUGGUAGGCUAAUGGGACCGAAGGGCGUGUCAGUGGAUCAGAACGGUCAUGUGAUCGUCGUUGACAACAAGGCAUGCACCGUCUUCAUCUUCCAGCCAACCGGCAAGCUCGUUUCUAAAUUCGGUAGCCGCGGCAACGGAGACAAACAGUUUGCAGGUCCUCAUUUUGCAGCCGUCAACAACAACAAUGAGAUCAUAGUGACAGACUUUCACAACCACUCUGUCAAGGUGUUCACCCCAGAGGGAGAGCUGCUGUUGAAGUUUGGAUCUAACGGAGAGGGCAACGGUCAAUUUAAUGCUCCUACAGGUGUGGCCGUUGAUGUGAACGGGAACAUCAUUGUAGCCGACUGGGGCAACAGCCGCAUACAGGUGUUUGACGGUAGUGGCUCCUUCCUGUCCUAUAUCAACACAUCAGCUGACCCUCUCUACGGACCUCAGGGUCUGGCUCUCACCUCUGAUGGACACGUGGUGGUGGCCGACUCUGGGAACCACUGCUUCAAGGUCUACAGAUACCUACAGUAAUAGAGGGAGUGAGAAGAGUGAUGGAGAGAUGGAUGGACAGAACCACUGUUUCAAGGUCUACAGAUACCUACAGUAAUAGAGGGAGUGAGAAGAGAGAUGGAGAGAUGGAUGGACAGAACCACUGUUUCAAGGUCUACAGAUACCUACAGUAAUAGAGGCAGUGAGAAGAGAGAUGGAGAGAUGGAUGGACAGAACCACUGUUUCAAGGUCUACAGAUACCUACAGUAAUAGAGGGAGGGAGGUAUGGGAGAAUGGAUGGAGGGAGAAGAGAGAUGGAGAGAUGGAUGGACAGAAUCACCGUUUCAAGGUCUACCACUUCCUGGUGUGAACUUAAAUGACGACCAAUCAAAUCUGCUCUUCUCUUUGCACUGACGACACGUCACUCAUCUGCCUUACUAUUGGCCAGAGCUGCACAGUGAGAGCAUUGGUCCUGAGACCUAGCUCUCGGCUUGCCAAAAUGGUGUCACAGCUCCCCAUCCCACCGUGGAAACCUGUUAAUCUGACUCAAUAUCAAACUAAUCUCAACCUGUUAAUCUGACUCAAUAUCAAACUAAUCUCAACCUGUUAAUCUGACUCAAUAUCAAACUAAUCUCAACCUGUUAAUCUGUUCUUAAACCUAUGGAGUCUACAGAACAAUAUUAAAUUGUACGUAUGGGUUCUAGAGAACGAUACAAAUUGUUCGUAUGGGUUCUAAAGAACGAUACAAAUUGUUCGUAUGGUUUCUAAAGUACGAUACAAAUUGUUCAUAUGGGUUCUAAAGAACGAUACAAAUUGUUCAUAUGGGUUCUAGAGAACGAUAUUGAUAAAUGUACGUUCUAUAGAAUAAUAAUAUUUAUGGUUCGUUCGAGGAUCGUUGUGUGCAAAAUCAAUAAGGAAUGCUCAGUAAUGUUCAAGAACGUGGCUAUGGUUAUUCUAACACUCCACAGAUAUAUUAAUAAAUCAAUCAAUUCAUUCAUUGUUGAUGAUUGGUUGACUUGAUUGAUUGAGCUAAAAGGCAACUUGUGACUUUACACUUGGAUGAGGUAUUUAUUCAACCAGUACAAUUUUUCAGAAGAAAAUAAAAUACUGGGUGCUUUCCAAAUCGCUUCCCUAUGUAGUGCACUACGUAGGGAACAAAGUGCUAUUUGGGAGACGGACACAGUUGAAAGAUAACAUGGAAGAGUAUAUAUAUUUGGGACUUAUCCUUAUUAUUAAUACCGAUCAAUAACCAUUUGCAAACUAACUCUCAUCAAUGCUGUUUCUCACCCCCUCAUUAGAAAA